AUUAUGCACUUUGGGAUGCCCACGUCUAAAGCCAGAUAGGGUCAAUGACAAAGAGAGAUAAGUGCACAGCAGCACAGUGGGGGGAGGUAAUCAAUAGGGGUAUGUUUUUUGAUUCACAAGUCACAGCCGUAGCAAAUGUGCAUUUGCUGGGAGAAAGGUCUGCUCUUAGUAAUUGGCUUCCAGGAAAGAAAUAAAGAGAGAGAAAGCUAAGGGGGGAGAGAGAGAGAGCGAGCGAGAUACCUUCGAGCUGCUUUCAGGGGGUUCAAGCAACCUUGAGCUUUAAGGGGGGAUGGUAUUUUCUUCUUAAAUUGUCUAGUUCUGCAGUGCUGGUGCAAUAUUAGCAGUACUAGUAGUUUUCUGCAAUAUUCACUAGCAGUGUCUUUUCUGGUGUCUGUUCUUUACCAUUUCUUGUGGGAUCUGGAUUUAAGGCUCUGGGCUUCUUUGGUUUUCCUCUACUCCAUGGCUAGUUUUACUUUGAUUUUAAUUGUUUGACUAUUUUUAGAUGUGGGUUUUUUCAUAAAGACUGAAUCUUUGAAUCUUCGGUCUUGAAUUUUUACUCUGGUUGUUCAAUUUUCUUUCCUUUUCUCGUCUUUUCUAGCCAUUCUUGGAAAGUCAGUACUUUUAAAAUAGUCUACUAUCUUCACUGGAUUCACUGAUUAAACCUUAAAUUCUGUGGGUAUCACUUAUCCUCUUUCCUUGUAUAUCUUAGUUUCCAAUUGUAUUGUCUGAACGAUUUUCGGCGGAGGUCAAAUCUAGGGUUUCUUGAUCUGAUACUUUUCUCAUUUUCCUCAAUUCUUUUCUGCAAAGUCUGGACUUCUCGUUUGAAUUAUUUGCUAAAGCCAAUGCUUAGCUUCUUUCCCUCCUUAAGACAGGGAAUUUGAUUUCGGAAAGCAAAGGUUUUGAUUCCUGGAAGCUUUUUAGCUUGAUGACUUUUGCUUUUUCUUGAAAUUAGAGAGGGGAAAAAAAAAAAAGAAGAAGCUUUGAUGCAUCUUUCACUAUGGAAGCCAAUAUCUCACUGUGCUGCUCUGAUUUUGGAUAAGAAGAGCAGAAGAAAAGAGGGGUCUAGUCACUCAACGGAGGAAAUUAAGAGAAAUCCAUCAAUUUUGAGGAAAUUGCAAGAGCACAAGCUUAGGGAGGCUCUUGAGGAAGCUUCCGAGGAUGGGUCUCUUGUUAAAUCUCAGGAUAUGGACUCAGAGUCGAUGGCAAAUCAAGACGAGGGCUUGGGCCGAUCGCGGUCCCUUGCAAGGCUACAUGCUCAGAAAGAAUUUCUGAGAGCCACUGCUCUUGCUGCUGAGCGUAUCUUUGAAGCGGAGGACACCAUUCCAGACCUUGAGGAAACAUAUUCAAAGUUUGUCACCAUGUAUCCCAAGUACCAGUCGUCAGGGAGGAUUGAUGAGCUGAGGUCAGAUGAGUACUCUCACCUUUCUGGCUCUAUUCCUAAAGUGUGUCUUGAUUACUGUGGAUUUGGGUUAUUUUCAUUCCUUCAAACUGUGCAUUAUUGGGAGUCAUCUACAUUUAGCCUGUCUGAGAUUACUGCUAAUCUGAGCAAUCAUGCUUUGUAUGGUGGUGCUGAAAAGGGUACUGUGGAAUAUGAUAUAAAGGCCAGAAUAAUGGAUUAUUUGAACAUUCCUGAGCAUGAGUAUGGUCUUGUUUUUACUGUUAGCCGAGGAUCAGCUUUUAAACUGCUAGCUGAGUCCUAUCCUUUUCAUACAAACAAAAGGUUGUUGACGAUGUUUGAUCAUGAAAGUCAGUCAGUGAAUUGGAUGGCUCAAAGUGCCAGAGAGAAAGGUGCUAAAGUUCAUAGUGCCUGGUUUAAAUGGCCAACCCUUAAACUCUGCUCAACUGAUCUAAGAAAGCAAAUUUCUAAUAAAAAGAGGAGGAAGAAAGAUUCAGCAGUUGGUCUUUUUGUCUUCCCUGUCCAGUCUCGAGUUACUGGCGCAAAGUACUCUUACCAGUGGAUGGCACUGGCUCAGCAGAACAACUGGCAUGUCUUACUCGAUGCUGGAGCUUUGGGUCCAAAAGACAUGGAUUCUCUUGGACUAUCUCUAUUUCGGCCUGAUUUCAUCAUAACAUCCUUUUACCGGGUAUUUGGGUACGACCCAACUGGAUUUGGAUGCCUCCUGAUCAAGAAAUCUGUGAUGGGAAGCCUACAGAAUCAGUCAGGCCAUGCCGGGUCUGGCAUAGUGAAAAUUACUCCCAUUUUCCCUCUAUAUCUGAGUGAUUCAAUUGAUGGUUUUCCUGGAUUGAUUGAGGAUGAUGAAGUUGGUGAGAAUGGUGAAACUAAAACUGAAACUCGUCCAGGAUCUCAGUUGCCUGCUUUUUCGGGUGCAUUCACUUCUGCCCAGGUAAGGGAUGUAUUUGAGACUGAGAUGGAACAUGAUAACAGUUCUGACAGGGAUGGCGCGAGCACCAUAUUUGAAGAAACUGAGAGUAUUUCCAUUGGGGAGGUAAUGAAAAGUCCAGUUUUUAGUGAAGAUGAAUCCUCUGAUAAUUCCCUCUGGAUUGAUCUGGGUCAGAGUCCUUUGGGUUCAGAUAAUGCUGGUCAAUUGAACAAACAAAAGGUGGCCUCUCCAGCACCACCAUCUUGGUUUGCUGGCGGGAAGAAUAAUAAGAGGCUGUCACCAAAACUGGCAAAGACACUGAACAGCCCCAUGUAUGAUCAAGAGGCAACCCCAGGGCACACUGAGGACCACAUGCUGUCAUUUGAUGCUGCUGUUCGAUCUGUGUCUCAGGAAUUUGACCAUGUACAGGAGAAUUCUGGUGAAGAGCAGUCAAACGAAAGAAAUGUUAAUCUUAGAGAAAGCAGAAAAGCUCCUGGUAAUCGCCAUAUUCAGGAAAUUGAAGAAGAACCUGAAACCUUGGAAGCAGUUCGGAUGUUAAAUUCUGCUGUCAAGGGAUCUAAUCUUAGAAACUCAGAUUCUCUUUCUCAGUCACGAAUCCUUGAGAAUGGUUCAGCUGCUGCACUGUGUGCCGAGCCAAAAGAGAGUGCUAUAAGGAGGGAGACAGAAGGUGAAUUCAGAUUACUUGAAAGGAGAGAAGGAAACAGAUACGCUGGCGGCAGAUUUUUUGGCAUCGAGGAGAUUGAGCAGCCUGGAAGCAGGGGAAGAAGAGUAUCCUUUAGCAUGGAAGACGCCCAUAAAUCACGUCUCAGCCAUACUAUGGAGGCAGGAGAGCUAUCUGCCACAAGCCUGGAUGAUGAGGAGUACGUUAGCGAUGGGGAGUAUGGUGAUGGCCAAGACUCCGAUAGAAGAGAACCUGAGAUAAUAUGCCGGCAUCUUGAUCACAUAAAUAUGUUGGGACUCAAUAAGACCACCCUUAGACUACGGUUUCUCAUCAAUUGGCUGGUAACAUCAUUGCUCCAACUAAGAAUACCUGGUCCAAAUGGGGAGGAUAAUCUUCCCCUUGUCCACAUUUAUGGGCCAAAAAUCAAAUAUGAAAGAGGUGCAGCUGUUGCAUUUAAUGUGAAAGACCGGAACAGGGGCUUAAUCAGUCCUGAAGUUGUACAGAAGCUCGCAGAGUCACAUGGCAUCUCUCUUGGUGUGGGUAUUCUUAGUCAUAUUCGGAUAUUAGAUAGCCCAAAGCAGCAACGUGGUGCUUUCAACCUGGAAGAUACCACACUCUGCAAGCCAAUGGAGAAUGGCAGGCAUGAUGUUAGAAGCGGGUUCAUCAGGGUUGAAGUUGUCACUGCCUCUCUUGGCUUUCUAACUAAUUUUGAUGAUGUUUACAAGUUGUGGGCUUUUGUGGCUAAGUUUCUCAACCCCGCAUUUAUUAAAGAAGGUGGCCUUCCAACUGUGAUGGAAGAUGCAGAAGCACAAGGCUGAAUGCUACAAAUGAGCUUUUGCUGACCUUGCCUUGGGGUGGGGCGAGAUCUAAGAGAUGUGAUUGCCUAAACUGGGCUAAAUCUCUGAGACUGCAAAUAUCCAGAUGCAAGAGCGAGGAAGAGAACUGAGAGAUUUUGCUGGAUUUUUUCACCCCUUUGCGCCGCCAUUAUGCUGCAAUCUGGGUAUAUUUGUUCAUUCGUGGUUUUUCUUGGUUAAAACUGUCAUAUUUUACCUCGUUGAGUUUCUUGUAGAGUUUAGCAUUAGAAAUUUGUAUCAUCUGAGGUUGUAGUUAUGACCUAAAGCAGAUAUACCAACUGACAUUUGGCUCGUGACCAAAUUGUUCUCUAUUGUAUGUUGUUGAGAUUAUAUUUUUGCUUGCUUGGCUCUUCAAUGUCCU
Coffea arabica (coffee) is the source of this 4218-nucleotide messenger RNA. Lineage: Eukaryota; Viridiplantae; Streptophyta; Magnoliopsida; Gentianales; Rubiaceae. The record is from RefSeq and is a predicted model, not a curated record.